UUAUAGCGAUCCCCGACUUUUCUGCCGGUGCGAUGGAGAACUGGGGUUUGAUUACAUUCAGAGAGACGGCUAUGUUAUACCACGAGGACGAGUCCACUUCGGCUAAUAAGAUGGCAACCAUUGCGGUGAUCGCUCAUGAGAUUACACACAUGUGGUUUGGAAAUCUGGUCACUUGCAAGUGGUGGUCAGACCUAUGGCUGAAUGAGGCGUUUGCAUCAUAUCUAGAAUACGCAGCCGUUGAAUCAGUUGAGACCACUUGGAAUUACUUUGACUUAUUCUUAAUGACUGAUACGCUGUCAGCGCUGACCGCCGAUUCUUCGGCCACUUCUCACUCCAUUGUAAGACCGGUGAGAGAGCCUGAAGAGAGAGCCUAUACCAGUGCUAUCGUCUAUAAUAAGGGUGCAUCUGUACUACGAAUGCUUGAGUUCGUGAUGGGAACGACAUCUUUCCAGAAGGCACUCACAGCAUACAUAAAAGCUAAUGAAUACAAUGUUGUGGAAACAGUACAACUCUGGGAUGAACUCGAAAAAGAGAAUACUCAUACCCAAUUGGAGUUCAUAACCAAAAAAGAGGAGACAAUUACCGUGGAAACUGAUGCCAGUCUUAACGGUCUCUUAAAGAUCAACACCAAUAGUGAGGGCUUUUAUUUAGUGAACUAUCCGGAGGAGGAUUGGGGGAAAUGGAUCGACGCGCUGGUCAACGACCAGAACAGUAUACUGUCGGACCUGACGGUCAGCGACCGCACGAACUUCAUAAUCGACUCGUUCUACCUCUCGAGGGCUGGACUCCUGUCAUAUGAGACACCGUUAGCUCUGUCUGAGUAUCUCAAGAGAGAGAAACAUUUGACGCCAUGG
Molecule: messenger RNA, 854 nt
Organism: Oppiella nova
Lineage: Eukaryota; Metazoa; Arthropoda; Arachnida; Sarcoptiformes; Oppiidae
Source: the annotation of a GenBank genome assembly